CUGCUUAACGAAACUUCUAUAUAACUUCAUUGCUUCUCGCUGACAACGUCAGUAGAUCACCAUUUCACGGAAGCAGAACUUCGUUUAACCAGCAAUUGUUAAAACUGUGCAGCCAUGAAGUCAGGAGAGCUAUUGCCAUGCUUCAUAGCAAUUUUCGCCUUCCUUCAGUUGAUGGUGCAGGCUAAAAUGCUUCAUACAUUUAAAUUAGACCAAACAGGAAAGGAUUCCUCUCUAUUCGAAGCUGACCAUGUCACUUACAUUAAAGUAUUCAACGCUUCUUUAACUGUCAGACCUCUUCUGAAGAUAAUCAAGGCAGUUCCAGUUGAAAUGUGUGCACAAAAAUGCGCAACUACUACAGGCUGUAAAUCAUUUGUUUAUCAUAAAUUUGCAUUGACCUGCUUUUUGUCAAAACAUGAUGCAUCUGAAGACGGAAUUAAAGUUGUUCGAAGAACGAAAUAUGAUUACUUUCAAAUUAUACCAAAUAAAGGUAAAAUGGUUGUUGUAAAAGGAGCCACUAUCGACAAAUAUGACCAUCUCGAUAAACUUGAUGAUAUAAGUGCCGAUAGAUGUGCUGCACACUGCAAACAAUUGAAAAACUGCAAAAUGUUUGAAUAUAAAGUUGAACAAAGACGAUGUGAUUUGACCGAUUUAAAUCAUAAAGACAAAAGUCUCACAGCCAGUAUUCAUAGAUGGGAUUAUUACAGUUUGAAUGAUGUGCCCAGCAUAAGGAUGUUCUUGAGAGUACCAGAUGCUUAUCUUAGAGAUGGCAACAGAUUCAAAUACAUAAAAGAAUAUGAUGUAGAAACAUGUGCCACAACUUGCUUGUUAACUAAGAAUUGUAUCGCGUUUGAACAUGAUACCAAAAAUGGUCCGACCUGCAUACUUUUAUCUGACGACGCCUCCAAAGUGAAAAUUGUGCGUCCUACCCGAAACCGAGAUUUUUACCAGCUUCAGCAAGAACGUGGUACUAUGAACAUCAUACUAGGAGCUAGCAUCAACGGUUACGACUAUUACCCAACUACACGUGGUUCACUGAAAGAGUGUUUGGAUCGCUGUGUGGAAACAAAGGCUUGUGAGGCAGUUGAAUACAAGCAUUCAAACAGAAAAUGUGAUAUAGCCAAUGUAACACAUUUUGAUUUUACUUUAAAACCAAGUAUACAUUACUGGAACUUCUACGAAAUAAACGGAUCUCAAAAUCUGAAAGAAGUUAAAGAACGCUAAGAUUUCAGCUGCAGUGGAUUGAUACGAGAAUGAUAGGAAACAAGUUACCCAGAUUUAAAAAUAUUAAUGCUUGAAGUAUUAAAGAACUAAAUAUAAUCGACAA
This is a messenger RNA of Octopus sinensis (East Asian common octopus), 1324 nucleotides long. RefSeq lists its product as uncharacterized. The transcript has 8 exons. The record is from RefSeq and is a predicted model, not a curated record. Lineage: Eukaryota; Metazoa; Mollusca; Cephalopoda; Octopoda; Octopodidae. Bases 115 to 1221 code for a protein of 368 amino acids.